Molecule: messenger RNA, 3636 nt
Organism: Camarhynchus parvulus
Lineage: Eukaryota; Metazoa; Chordata; Aves; Passeriformes; Thraupidae
Gene: PIGO
Product: phosphatidylinositol glycan anchor biosynthesis class O
Exons: 11
Coding region: 44-3298 (1084 amino acids)
Biological process (GO): GPI anchor biosynthetic process
Cellular component (GO): endoplasmic reticulum membrane
Molecular function (GO): mannose-ethanolamine phosphotransferase activity
Source: RefSeq, a predicted model, not a curated record
ACACGCGGCGCUUCCGGGAGCGACGGGCGCCGGGAGCCGCAGGAUGCAGCGGUGGCCAGUGGUGCUUUUCCUGGCCUGGGUUUGCUUUCUCUUUUUUGCUGGUAUCGGGCUCUUCAUGAGCGGCUUCCUGCUCACCCGGAUCGAGCUUGCUAGCAGCAGUUCCUGCUCAGACCCACUGGUGCCUCCACUUUGGGAGAGGCAGAGCCUCCCGCCAGGCUCCUGCUGGGCUCCCCAACGCUUUUCCAAGGCCGUGCUCGUCAUCAUCGACGCCCUCCAUUUUGAGUUUGCCCGCUUUGACCCCGCCAAGGCCAGCCCGCUGCCCUACGAGAACAAGCUGGGUGUGCUGCACCAGCUGGCCACCUCCCAGCCCCGCCAUGCCCGGCUCUACCGCUUCCGAGCCGACCCCCCCACAGCCACCAUGCAGCGCAUCAAGGGCCUCACCACCGGCUCCCUGCCCACCUUCAUCGACGUGGGCAGCAACUUUGCCUCCUAUGCCAUCCAGGAGGACAACCUGCUGGCACAGCUGGUGCAGAAUGGAAGGAGAGUGGUCUUCAUGGGUGAUGACACGUGGGAAGGACUCUUCCCAAAGAAGUUCUUCCGUUCCUAUUUCUUCCCUUCUUUUAACGUGAAGGAUCUUCACACUGUGGAUGACGGGAUCCUGCAGCAUCUCUAUCCAACUGUGGACAGCGGUGAAUGGGAUGUGCUGAUUGCUCACUUCCUUGGUGUGGACCACUGUGGGCACAGACACGGACCCGACCACCCUGAGAUGGCAAAGAAGCUCACCCAGAUGAAUGAGAUGCUCAGGUCCUUGGUGGAUCACCUGGGGAAUGACACUCUUCUUCUGGUGGCUGGGGACCACGGCAUGACAGAAACUGGAGACCAUGGUGGUGACAGCGAGAAGGAAGUCAACGCAGCACUGUUUGUGUACAGCAGGACACCCCUGUUUGGCAGUGGCCCUCCAGAGGAGCCUGAAACCAUUCCCCAAGUGAACCUGGUGCCCACUGUGGCCCUGCUGCUGGGGGUGCCCAUCCCCUACAGCAAUAUUGGGGAGGUGAUGGCCGAGCUGUUCGCUGGGGACAGUGACGCUGUGUCUGCAGCCUUGCAACAGCUCUCAGUCUAUCACAUCAAUGCCAAGCAGGUGGAUCGCUUCCUGCAGUCCUACUCGCUGGUGGCUCAGGACCUGCCAGCAGAGCAGCUCCAGCACCUGCAGGAGCUCUUCUCCAGUGCUGUGGAGGAGCACACGCAGCUCCUGACCCAGGUGCAGGGGACGACAGUGCCUCCGGAGCUCAAGCCGAGGCUUGGAAGCCUCAUCGGUCGCUUCCAGCGCUACUUGCGGGAGGCACGGGCUGUGUGCACCCAGUCCUGGGCCCGCUUCCACCCCCUGCGUAUGGUGGGGGGCUGCAUCCUUAUUGCUUCCUCUUGCUUGCUCUGCUACAUGGCCUCAGAGCUGGCCACAUCCUCGCGGUCUCUCUGUCACAGCUGCCUCCUGUACCCGCUCUUCUUGGGCUCUCUGGGGGCUGGUCUGCUAUGGCUGGUCCACGUUUUCACCCAGGAGGGGCUGGAUCUGCUCCUGGUGUCGUCAUGGGCAGCCGCUGCUUCUCAGCUGGGUUUUUUCUGGCACUGGUGGGGCCAGCAUCUCAAGAGAGCCCGUUUGACAGGCAGUCAGCCACCCUUGGCCAGUGGUGGCCUCAGGCAGAGGCUGCAAGCAUGGCUGGGACUGGCCUUCCCCAUGGGCAUUCUGGUGUUCCGCUGUGGAGCUAUGUUCUCCGACAGCUUUGUUGUGGCCGAGGCACGGGUGGCCCCGUUCCUGCUGGCCUCGCUGGUGAUGUUGCUAGUAGGGAAGCUCCACUGGGAUGGUCACCUGACUGUGCCAGAAGGGCCCAAGCAGCAGCUCCUUGGCGUUUCUUCUUACCGGAGAGAGAUCUGGUACCUGCUGUGCCUCGUGGCCAUGCUCCUGGUCUGCGUGCGCCUCUCCAGUUUCUUCCACCAGUGCCGCGAAGAAAUCCCUCAGUGCCGGCCCUCUGUUUUCCUCUCCCCACUUGCCAGCCUGAGAAACACACGGGCCAAGAACCUCUUCUACCUCCUGUGCGUGGCCUUGCUGGCUGGGCUGGUGUAUGCAGUGCAGAGCUGGCUGAGGCACUAUGGCAACCUGAACAGCUCGGACCCCCUCGUGCUCUUUGUGCGCUGGGGUUUCCCACUGGUGGUCCUUUGCAUUGCCUGCUACUGGGCCGUUGCCUCCAGCGCUGAUGACUCUCUUGGCAAGCUGCAGGAGCUGGUGCAGGUUGCAGUUGUUGUGUUUCCCAGGGCUGUCUAUGGACUAGCAUCCAUGGGACUGCUACUCCUGCUGUGCAAUCCCAUGACGGUGUUUGCAAAGGACACACGGGAGUCAGCAGGAUCCAUUGUCACUCCCUACCUGGGGGUCCCUGGCUCUGAAGUCGACUUCCUCCACGUCAUCCCUCAGAUCUACAAGAGGAUGCAGGAGUCUCAGAAGAGCCGGCUGGAGCGGGGUAGCUGCAGGGCCACUGUUGCAGCGUACGGGCUGGGCAGCGUGUACUCAGCAGCCCUGGUCAUAGCCCUCACCCUGCUGGGCUUCCUCUUGAUGCUUCUGCACAGCGAGCGGCUGAGCUUUGCCUUCCUGCUCCUCUUCAUGGAGGCCUUUGUGCUGCUGCACAUCCACACGUGUGCCAGAGGCCUUGCUGGAGAUGCUGAGCUGUUUUCAGUGCCGUGGUAUGCAGUGAUCUCCUGGCUCCUUGCUGCUUCACAGUUCUUCUAUUCCACAGGCCACCAGCCUAUCUUCCCAGCCAUCCACUGGAAUGCAGCCUUUGUUGGCUUCCACCUUGACCACAGCACGAACCUUCUGCCUGCUGUCCUGGUGGGAGCCAACACCUUUGCCUCCCAUAUCCUCUUUGCAGUUGGCUGCCCGCUGCUCCUGCUGUGGCCCUUUGUGUGUGAGGUGUCCACCUCACAGAGGAAGAAGCCCAAGAAGGAGUCCCGGGAGGAGGUGGAGGAGCACAUGAUGGAAAUGAGGCUGCGUGAGUCUCCAGAGGAGUUCUCCACUGCUCUGCUGCGGCUGGGAUUGAAGUACCUCUUUGUCCUUGGGGCACAGCUUCUGGCCUGUGUUUGUGCAGCUAUGAUCCUCAGGAGACACCUCAUGGUUUGGAAGGUCUUUGCCCCAAAGUUCCUCUUUGAGUCGCUGGGCUUUGUGGUGAGCAGCAUCUGCCUCUUGCUGGGGAUCUCCCUGGUGAUGCGUGUGGACUGUGCCGUCAGCACCUGGUUCAGCCAGCUCCGGCUGAGGUAGCCCUGGAGGCGUGGGGAGCCCAGGCUGUGCUUGUCUCCUUGCCUCCCUCGGGCUGGCAGGGGUACACGAGCCGCCAGCAAACGAGUGCCUGCCCACAGCAGCCAGGGAUUCUGCCCAGCUCCCUGCUGCUGUGCUGAACAAAAGGACUGGAGCCAACUGCUCCUGGCUCAUGGGGAUGGUGUUUCUCAGCAGGGGAGGUCAGAGCUCUCGCUCUGGGCUUUGCUGGCAGCAGGAGGACUCUGCUGCAGGAACCCAAGAAGCAAGGAGUCCUGAAGUGCUCCUCUGGAGAAACACCAACGGGGGUCUUGCUGGUACUUCCCUGACACCUGCCACGAUGU